This is a messenger RNA of Pyricularia oryzae 70-15, 1315 nucleotides long. RefSeq lists its product as uncharacterized. The transcript is spliced from 3 exons. The coding region runs from base 107 to 1315 and encodes 402 amino acids. Lineage: Eukaryota; Fungi; Ascomycota; Sordariomycetes; Magnaporthales; Pyriculariaceae. The record is from RefSeq and is a predicted model, not a curated record.
AGAGAGAUUAAGCUGAAAAGAGCAUCAAUUGACUUCCUUCUCACUUGAUAUUCUAAAGUCCAGCUACAUAUCUGCAACAGUCACCAAUCCAUUCGACAUCCCACAAAUGGAAAACCCCCAGACAGACGACCCCUGGCGUCCAGGCUGGGACCCCCGGCGUCUCGCGACGCUGACGCGCCCAGACCCGCGCUACUACCGGUACGUUCCAGACCUGUCGGGCUACUUUGUAGUCGCGCACUACCAAACCCCGGACUGGCGGCCCGGCGAGGGUGACCCGAGCAGCAUCCGCUGGCUCCUCGAGGAGGCGCCCGAGCUUAUCGUCGACGGCCGCCUCAGGGUCGACAGUGAGGACCUAGACGGACAGACGAGGUCGUGUCUAGCAGGCGUUGGUGGUAGCGGUGCGGAGGCCCGAGUGAUGGCGCAGCAGAAGAGUCCCUCGAGUGCGCCACCGGUCGUGAGGCCGUUUGGCGGUCGGCCUGGGUGGAGUGGUGGUGAAUCAACCUAUGACCAGUCUUGUGGAGUUGCAAGGGACUAUCCACAACGUGGGCGUCAGGACUGGCAGACAGGUGAGAGCAAGUCACAGGCUUUACAGCGGCAUCAGAACCCUCAAAAUCAUGGCUUCCAGGGCCAGCAGUCGCAGUUUGAGCUUAGCAUGGAGCAAGGCAACAGCAAAAGAAACGGCCCAAUCCAUCACCAACAACAGAGGCCGACACCCCAAAGACACUCAAGCAACGAAAGCUCAGAAGACUCCCAGCGAUCUUGGAUCUGGCCCGAGAACAGCGACAUCGCCUUGCCAGGACAGCAAAUGGACCCUCGCCACAUGCGCAUUAGCCAGGACGUGCUAGCCAAGAUUCAUCGGUAUCCAAUGGGUCAUCCACAGAGUCCUUGGGGUUGGCCCGAGACCUCGGACGGGUCGGGCGUGACAGGAUUGACGGAAUCGGAGAGCAUUGGCAUGAGGGAGGCGCGACGGAGACACAACGCUGAGAUUGAGAAACGAGCGCCCCACCCGCAACGCUUUAUCCGCCCGUCAUCGCCCGGCACAAGCAACUGGGGACCUCGUCGAGACUCGAGAGAUGGUUCGACAUGGAGCAAAAAUAGCAGCAGCAGUUUCAGGGUGCAAAUGCCGCAGUGGCCCAGCGCCCAGCAGUACUCGGGCAGCCGCGACUCACCGUCAUAUCUGCAUGGCACGCAACGUAUUUCGGACGAGAGUUUGGAUUACACCGACAGUAGUGGCAGCGGCGAAACUCUCGACCAGAGGCGUGGGGAUUAUGUCUAUGGGGGUUUCGAGGAGCGAGGCAACGGGCGUGGGCCUUAG